This is a messenger RNA of Spirodela intermedia, 6055 nucleotides long. The record is from the annotation of a GenBank genome assembly. Lineage: Eukaryota; Viridiplantae; Streptophyta; Magnoliopsida; Alismatales; Araceae.
AUGGCAGGCAGGGGGCGCCACCGGAUGGGCGGCGGCGGCGGCGGCGGCGGCGGCGCGCCUCCAAGGUCAUUCCACGAGCCUGGCCUUCCUCCUUUCGGCAGGCCUGCUCACUCCGGCCUCCUUGACGACCACAUGGACGGGCCCUUUCCCCGACUCGGUGGCCCUCCACUUCGGCCGCUCCACCCCGCCGUCAUCGAGGAGCAGCUCGCAGCUCAGCAUCAGGAGAUUCAGGGUUUGCUUAUUGACAACCAGCGCCUCGCUGCCACGCAUGUCGCCCUCAAGCAGGAGCUCGCCGCCGCCCAGCACGAACUGCGGCGAGUGGCACACGCCGUCGGUGCUAUGCAUGCCAAUAACGAUUCUCAGCUCAGAGAGGUACUGCUGAUGACGACCCUAUAUUUUUACAUUCUCUACUUUUGAGGAUACCGUCUGCCAGUGAUACCUAAACCCAAAACCAUCGUGCGAAGAUUAAAACCUAGCUGUAAACAUAUAUCAUUGGAGAAAAUUCUGGUAAAAUAACUCCCCGCUUGAGGUAUAGUGGAACCCUUACCGCUUGAGAGAAAAUCCUCAUUUGAUGAAAACAUUUCCGACUAUAACAUGAGAUUUUCAUUUCUUGGAAGUCUUCUUGGAGUCUUGAUAUCAUGAGAAUACCUUUCGCUUUCGUUAAACUGUUGUGGGGGAGGGACAGAUUUUCAUCUAAGGAUUCCGCAAACCUUCCGAAUGUUACCUUCUGAAGAAUUUUCUUCCUUUUAUCUACUAGGAGGUAGAUAAGUACACCAUCGUGAUGGAGUUUCAUUUUUGUUUCUUUUUCGAAAUAUAAUUUUGAGUGAGAGAAGAUGUAUGAGAAGUCCAUGAAACUGGAAUCAGAGCUCAGGGUGGCUGAGGCCAUGAAGGCAGAGCUCAUGCAGGUUCGUGGAGACAUCCAGAAGCUCAAUUCGGUCAGGCAGGAGUUGACAGAGCAGGUUCAGGUUCUUAGCCAGGACGUGACCAGGGCCACUGCAGACCUUCAACAGACUCCAUUGUUGAAGGCAGAAGUUGAAAACAUGAAACAGGAAGUUCAGCGUGUCAGGUAAAGUGGAUUUGAGCCCUUCUUAUCCAUUCGUUUCUCCAAAAGCAUCUGUAUGAUAUUGUGUAGUCGGUUUCUUCUCAAUGCAAAGUACAUUAGUCCAUGAGCUCUGGGAAUGCUCAAGAUACAAUUUUUUUUGGAAAUGAAGAACUCAAGUAAAGAAAAAAGGUUGAAAAGUUUGGACACCCAUUAAAUGAUUCCAUUGCUGUCCUAUCGAAUUCUGAGGAAGGGAGAAUGUACCCGUGACAUGAAAGAAGCAGCUCUAUCCAGAGCUUGGUUCGGAUCAAUCAGGGCCAGCUGGCGGCAGGCUGGCCCGGUUCAUUGACAUACCUGAACUGAAUCUCCAUAGCAUUACUCUUUUCAGUAGGUGAUAUCGAGAAAGAGGCCGAAGUUUUGGCUAAAACCUCAUUGUAGAAGCCUUCAGUUGAGGUUCCCCACUUUUGAAGACCUCAUAAAAUUUACCGGUGUCAUCCAUUUCAAACUAUGAUGACAAGGUCUGUGAUCCAGUCUCCAAAAGGAUGUGAGAUCUACACCUGUGAAUAGAACACUAUUCCAGCACAGCAAAAAGAAGUUGUUGUCUGGUAAACCUCCAACUACACAAGAAUACUCAGAGACAACCUGAAAAGGAUAAUUUUAUUUCUUUGUGAUUUGAAAGCGAAUGAAAAAAGAAUCAAGAGAUGGAAUAUCCCCUUAUGUGCAACCUCCUCAAUUGUUUCCCUUUUGCAAUUAUGGGGCUGUAAAAAUCUUCAUUUUAAUUGUCAACUACCCUAUUCAGUUGGCUAUGCUAUUUUUUCUGAUAGGUUCAUUCCCAUUGGGACCGCUGCCCUGUGCUCCCUCCCAGAUGCAAGGAGGUCUUCCAUGUAUUAGAGAAGGAAACAUUUAAUAAUCUGAUGUAUUUUCAUUACUUGAGGGUAAACACCUCUGGAAUUGCCAUUCCAUUCUUUCUUAUCAAUUGAGGGUCCUUAAGAUCAUGGGGUAAAAUUGAGGAGUUUAACAGAUUUAAGCAUUUUCCUUCAAUUGAUGAUGAGGUUGAAAUGGCGUCAAAAUAAAUUGCUGCUAAGUUUUCAUACCUGGGAAUUCUAUUAAGUUUUCUAGCUGCUUUUGUUGAGAUUCAAAGAUGUAUCAUCCAAAUGCGCUGCAAAUGGAAGUCUGUCCCUUGCCAGGAACUUAACUUGGUAAAUGGUCUAUCUUAUCCGUCUAUCUUUAUCCCACUUGAUUUUGUCCUGCUGAAUUCUUAUGAUGCCUGUUUGGUUGCCAGUGAGGUAUUAAUCGAUGAGGAUGUUUCAAAAGGGAAUUGCGACAGCCCAGGCCAGCUUGUCAUGCUUCUUAAAAUUCACUGAUGGUGGUGACUGUCUCUGAAAUUUCUGGGAGAUUGCAAAAUAUUGUUAGGUUCGCUACCUGCACAGUCACUAGUCUUUCAUCUAGCUCCAUAGUAAGUGUUGAGGGGGAUAGUGCAUGGUACAAAAGUAAUUGCUGUUGCCUAUGGUGGCUGUAGUAGGUCUGGCUUGAACUGGAAAUUUAUGGAUUACAUGUCUAGUUCGGAAUACGAGUAGGGAGAUAAAGCGAGGAUUGAGGAAUGGAUUAAUGAAUGUAUAGAGGUGAAAAAAAGAGUUGGAUAUGGCUUUAUGCCUGAUGAAGAAGAUGAUGAACGACUUUAUAUUCUUUGCAAUUUUUUUAAGCUAUUAGCAAAUGAAUGAUGGCCCUUUGUCUUUCUUUACCAGUCCUAGUACCUAUGAACCUACUUACAUACCCUGACUUGUACAUUAAUGAACCUGUCAAGGUCCUUGGCCAGAAUAAUGGUAACAAACAACUAGGUAACUUCUAUACAGCCUUGAACCUGUCGUGAAAUCAUGAGCAUAUUAAAAUUUGAGAAUGGGGCCAGUGUCAGUUUCUCUGGGUGCAUCUGAGCUUGGGAUAUUCGUGUGCUACGAUAAUUGUUCUGAAAGAUCGUUGAAGUUGAAAUUAAAAUAAGAAGACGUGGGCUUUUUGCGAUUUGAGGUAUCUCUGAACGACUUCAACAGAAAAACUAUUGAUUUUUUUUCAGCGGUGGCCUGUUAGGUGUUUUCUACUUAAUGUGACUGAUAUUUGGACGCUUAAAAACAGUGUGAAAUUGUACUGACUUGGACGAGCUUAGCAUUUUGUUCCAUGAAUCUAUGGAUUGAAGGAUUCUACAAACGUAUUCCUGCUUUGGAAACCCUUGAGCUUCGAACUUGGUUAUUAUCAUAGAUAUCUAGGAUUGGAAUCACAAAAAUCCAUUUGUCUGAGUUGGACCAGGGCAGCAAAUUAUGCUUGAGAUGACUAACCAGUGGGCAUGUAAAAAUCUUCUUUCAAUAUGAGUUGUAGAACUAAAGGACAUGUGUCAAAUUUAUCUUGGACCGCUAAAGUGUUCAACAAAAUUGGUAAGCAUGCUAACAAGGAUAUUACUACCAAGGGUUUUUCAUCUAGAUUUGACUAAAUUUAUUAUGUUAUUAAUCUGGCUUUAGAAGGAUGUUAGUAAAUAUUCCCCCUGGCUUUAUUCUAUUUACUACACUAUACAGUAACCUGCAUUCGUUGUCAUGAGCCUAUUUCUCAAAGUGGUAGCCUCACCGUAUGUUUCAGAGAGCCAACCUUGCAGCAGAUUGGCAUGGGGUUACACAGAUAAAUUUGUAGUAGUGACCUUUUAUCCCUGGGUAUGUUGCUUCACCUCCUCGAAUUUAAUGGAGUCGCUCCUCUCUUGUAAUCUGAACCCUUUUAAGGCACUGUAGCUAGUGCAACUUUUCGAUGUAGGAAGAACAGAAUCACAUGCAAAUCCGUAUUCCUAUGUGUGUGUGAUUUUCUCUUUCUCCAUUUCCUCUAAUUUGAUGUUCUAUAUUUUUCGUCUCUAAUUCCUACGUUGGUUGGGCUCCUGACUCUCUCCUUAUUCAUUGUCAAAGCAUCCAUCAAACGCUAAACUUCUAGGCAAAAUAAUCCUUUCCUGUGUUUCCCUAUACCCUUGUCAUCGUUGAAUCUUUGGUUUGCGAUUCUUCACAUGACCUUCUGUGUGUUCUUGAAAUUGGAUAGGAAAUCUAGAUGACCAAUUACUGACGCAUAUGACAUGAUUGUUUGCAUAUAACAUGCCCGAUGAAUGCGAGGGUUUACUACCAAGGGUUUUUCAUCUGGAUGACCAAUGACUGAUGCAUGAACCCUUGCCACUUAUCUUUCCUUACUAUGUCAACUCUGAGUGUACAAUGGGUAUAAUCGGUUUUACCUGCACUGCAGUUGCUUUUGAACAUUCUGAAAUUUAUUCCAGAAUCCUGGGACGUUCCCCUGAUGGGUGGAAAGAAAAGAAAAGGACGCACUCGCCAUUAUAAGCAACAAAAAUGGGAAGGGUCAAUUGUUUAUUCGGAAGUCCUCUUUUUUGUAUAGGUCUGCUAUUGAGCAUGAAAAGAAAGGAUAUGCUGACAAUUUCGAGCAAGGCCAUGUGAUGGAGAAGAAUUUGAUUGCAAUGGCCCGUGAGGUGGAGAAACUACGAGCAGAGGUUGCUAAUGUUGAGAAGAGAGCACAACCUACGGGUACCAUUAACACAGGUUCUUGGCAUUUAAAUUUUCUUACCUAUUUUUAUGGCAUGCUAUUAUUCACUGAAGCCUCAUUUUGAUUCAAGAUUUGUAAAUAAUGCAAUCAGGCUUCCGAGUUCCAUAUUUCCUUUGACACUGAUGUACUCUUUUGUUCGACAUACAUUCUACAUCCUUCAUCCUUUUGUUAUAUUACUAAUUUUUUAGCGUGAUUAUACUUUUCUUCACAAGAAACAUGUUGUGUGCAUUGGUUGUUUUUUCUUAACAAUUAAUUACCACGCUGGGCUUAGAUUUCUUCUAUUUGAUUGUGCUUCAGUUAUCGUUUAUGCAUGGAUGAUAUGCUUGACGAAAGGUCAUGACAGAUGGUGUGGAAGGAAACCUCAUAGUCAUCCUUGGCCUUAAAACACGUUUACACAUGCUAAUCCUAACCUGCGCAUAAGCACAUACGGCAAUCUGUACCCUAGGGGACAUUUUGUUUUUAAAGUGGCUGUAAAAAGGGUGAAUGAUUGGUUCUUUUGACUGCAUCUUUUUUUUUUUCUUCCUCCACAAGGCAUGAAAUGCUUUAAACUUUUGGAGCUCAUAUACCAAGAAAAUUAAUGAAAGUUCUUAUUCUUAACAAAUUCCAGCCAAGUACGAGUUUUUACACAUACAUAUGGCUGGGAGAGUUUCUGUGCUGCUCUCUUCAGAAAAGGAUUACAAAAAAAGGAAAGGAAAGCACAGUAGCAGAAAAAUCAAAACUUCCUAAAAAAUCUCUACUGUCCGAAGUUAUGGGAAGAAUAUGUACUAAGCAAAGGAGACAUGCUUGGUGAUAUAUCUGUGAAUUAUCUGACGAUUUUCAUCAGUAAUAUUAUCAGGAAUCAAGAAAUUGAUAUUCAAGUGCCAUAAAAUUUUUGAUGAGAAAUAAAAUUGUGUCUCCCUCAUAGAAGUAUCAAGUAAUGUGCAGUCUAAAUAAGGAACAUCAGUUACGUGAUCAAAUCAAAGAGUGGUGAUGUUUUUUGCCUAAUAAGGAAGUAGAAUAAUCUGUUAUUUUAGUGAUGCGAUGCUUCCUGAAUGGCCUACCCCAAAAAAGUGUAUGUAGAGCGCAGGUAACGUCUUGAUAUAUUGACCAUCCAUCAUUGGAUUCCAUUACAUUGAAAAAAUUAUAUGGAUAGCUUGUGUUUAUCUGCCGCUAAUCAUCGCUUCUUCAGGUGCAGGCUAUAGCGGCAAUUACCUUAACCCCAGUUUGGCAUAUGGUGGGAAUCCAUAUUCUGCAGCCUACGCCAUGAAUCGCGUAUGCCUCUCUCUCUCUCUCUCUCUCUCUCUCUGCUAUCACUGCCCGCAUCCUCCCCAUAACCUGACUUCCGCUCUCUCAUAUGGGCAUUAAUAGGCUUCUGGGGCACCACCAGAAGCCGCCGACUACAACACCGCUCAUGCUUCCUGGGGCGGCGCAUACGAUGCCCAGCGGACUCAUGGCCACAGAUGA